GACCACCCAACGUAUGAUGUCAGCUCCUGCAAGUGCAGCAUCUCCGAAUAUAUAAAAUGAACGAUCUCACACUAGUUACUCAUUCGUUACUCUACACACCACGACUAAACAUCAUGAUCAAAUACCUGACCAUUGUCUGCGUGCUGGCCGCCGUCUGCGCAGGCGCGCCGCAGCAGGACGUGCAGAUCCUGCGGUUCGACAGCGACGUCCAACCUGAUGGAUACAGCUUCGCGUACGAAACGAGCGACGGCACCUCCCGCCAGGAGCAAGGCAAACUUGACAACCCUCAGUCGGAAGACGCAGCCCUCACUGUCACCGGAGAGUAUGCCUACGUCGCCCCCGACGGCAAGCACUACAAGGUCACCUUCACCGCCGGACCCAACGGCUUCCAGCCUAAGACUUCCCUUGGCCAGUAAACGGACUUUAAAAUUGUCCUUAAACUAAAUGGAUGCAAAAUCCUUCCAUUUCUUUUGAGGACAGAAGCAAAUCUUAAUAGUGUCAUGACUGUAUAUUUUUCUUUGAUCAUGACUCUUUUAGGCAAUUGCUGUAGAUAAGCACUAUGUAAAUACUCUUGUACCUUUUGCCAACAAUUUAACUAGCAAUCCAAUGAGCGGAUGCUCAAUAAUUACGUAGCAGUGAAUUUUCGAUCUCAUUUAUACAUGCUGGAGCAUUAAGAAUGAGGAAUCGCUGAAUCUAAAUUCUUGUGCCAUAAGACCAUCUUUUGUACUUUUUUUUUAUUUUGUACCAAGUACGGUAAUUGAGCGUCUUUGCUCAAAAUAAAGUUUUUUUUAA
Molecule: messenger RNA, 792 nt
Organism: Cydia fagiglandana
Lineage: Eukaryota; Metazoa; Arthropoda; Insecta; Lepidoptera; Tortricidae
Gene: CPR23
Product: endocuticle structural glycoprotein ABD-5-like
Exons: 3
Coding region: 57-416 (119 amino acids)
Cellular component (GO): chitin-based extracellular matrix
Molecular function (GO): structural constituent of chitin-based larval cuticle
Source: RefSeq, a predicted model, not a curated record